Molecule: messenger RNA, 3967 nt
Organism: Neolamprologus brichardi
Lineage: Eukaryota; Metazoa; Chordata; Actinopteri; Cichliformes; Cichlidae
Biological process (GO): protein homooligomerization
Molecular function (GO): protein binding
Source: RefSeq, a predicted model, not a curated record
GCUUUCAGCGCUGCGGUCCAAUAUAGCGCAUGCGCGCUGCCGGAGGACUGCUUCACAGACCGCAAUAUGGCGAGAAUGCCUGGCAGCGGAGACACGGAGCAGGAGCAGAUGAGCUGCCCCGAGAGGAGCAGGGAUGAGGAGGAGGAGGAGGAAGAUGAAGAUGAGAUCCAGGAGGUCCAGAUCACCGGGGAGGAGGAGGACGAGGAGUCCGACAGAGAUGGAGUGGAGUGGGAGUCAGGGAGCACAGUGCUGGACUCCAGCGGUUCCGCCGCGCAGACACGAGCGGUCGUUAUGCGGAGUAUGGACCGAAGGGAGGAGGAGGAGGGGGAGGCGGACCCACUCGGCAGCAGCAUCCCCUCCGGGCGCGAGUCUCACCCGGAGGGAGAACUUCAGCGGUCAGAGCGAAACAAGCUGAGCGAGAACACCCGCCUGGCCACCAGGUACGCCGUGAGGAUCUUCAGGGAGUACCUCAGCGAGAAAGCCCAAAGUCCAGACUUUGAAACUCUGGACAAGGAUGCGCUCUGCGCUGUGCUGCGCUCCUUUUACGCCGAGGCGCGCUCCAAAAGUGGACAACUGUACAGCAAGUCCUCCCUCAUCAGCAUCCGCAGCUCUCUCAACCGGUACCUGAACGAGCCGCCCUACUGCCGCACCUUGGACCUCACCAAGGACCCAGAGCUGCGCAGCGCCAACCUGACCCUGGCCGCGGUCAUACGGAGGCUGGAGGAGCAGGGUGCCGGCCCGGUGGUGCAGAAACAAGCCAUCACGCGCUCGGACCUGCGGAAACUGUACGAGUCCUCCGUGUUCAACACCGACACCCCGUUUGGGCUUCUGAACAAAGUCUGGUUUGAGACCUGCAUGUAUUUCUGCACCAGGGGAAGAGAGAACCAGCGGGAGCUGGAGGAGGACUCGUUCGGCCUGGCCGUGGACGAGGACGGAAGAAAGUUUGUGUAUUUUAAAGCUCUCGGACCCUAUCACAAGUCCCGCUCCGCCGCCUGGACCAAGAAGCGCCCGGACGCAGACGAGGACACGCUGCCGCGCAUGUACGAGACGGGCACGGAGCAGUGUCCGUACGCCAGCUUCGUCCGGUACGUGUCCAAACGGAACCCGCUGUGCAGGGCGUUCUUCCAGCGGCCCCGGGACCACUGCUGCGCGAGCGACGUGACGUGGUACGAGAACAAAGCCAUCGGGAAGAACCUGUUGGGCACGAGAAUGCAGAUGUUGUCGCGCGCUGCCAAGCUCUCGAAAACCUACACCAACCACUGCAUCGGUGCCGUCUCCAUAGCAACCCUCAACAGCAUCGUGGGGGCCGCGGGCUUCAAGCCCUCGACGACGCUUUACGUUGCCUCGGAAACGGUCAAUGGUCACGCGCAGUCCCACCUCCAGCUCGUGAUCCCGUACCUGCGCAGGGUCAGCGACGCUGCGGAUCUGAGUCAGCAGCAAAGCGCAGAAGCAGAGACGUCGCACACGUCGCCUACAUCAGCAGCAGCAGCGAGGAGGGAGAGCAACGAGGACGACCCGGGAGCUCCGUCUGCCAAGAAACGCUGUGUGCGCCCCGGGACGCGCGCCGAGUCGCCCGCGGAGCCGAAUGAGAGAGAGUCGGUGCCUGCCACAGCCACGGAGUCCCGUCUCGCACAGUCCGGCGCCCGGUCCCCUGUGCCCACAGAGGACAGACGUAGCAGCGGCAGCUGCAGCAGCAUGUCGAGUCAGAAGCUGGCUUCUUGGUCGCCGAUGUCUCCCCUGUGCACCACGGGAAUCCCAGCACCAGCUCAGCUCACCAAAACCAACGCACCAGUCCACAUUGAUGUGGGAGGACACAUGUACACCAGCAGCCUGCCCACACUCACCAGGUACCCCGAGUCAAGAAUCGGGCGUCUGUUCGACGGCACAGAGCCCAUCGUGUUGGACAGUCUAAAGCAGCACUACUUCAUCGAUCGGGACGGGGACAUGUUCCGCUACAUACUCAACUUCCUGCGAACCUCCAAGCUCCUCCUGCCUGAUGACUUCAAAGAGUACUCCCUGCUCUACGAAGAGGCUACUUUCUUCCAGCUGGUGCCUCUAAAGACCGAGCUGGAGCGCUGGAGGGCUGAGCAGGAGCGCCGGGACGUUUCCCGAGACUGUGAGUGUGUCGUGGUCCACGUGACGCCAGAGCUCGGCGAGAGGAUCAGUGUGAGUGCGUCCCGGGCACUGAUGGAGGAGAUUUUCCCCGAGGUGAACGAUAUCGUCUACAGUUCUAUGAACGCCAGCUGGAACCAGGACGCCACACACCUGCUCCGCUUCCCGCUCAACGGCUACUGCCACCUCACCUCAGUCCAGGUGCUGGAGCGGCUGCAGCAGAAAGGUUUCUUCAUCACAGGGUCGUGUGGCGGCGGCGUGGACUCCUCCCUGUUUAGUGAAUACGUCCUGCGAAGGGAGAUCCAAGGCAGACGCCCCCUGAUCCUCAAAGCAAUAAAACAGGAACUCCUGCAUUAAAUUCAGAAGACCUGAUUGCACAUCUGUUCUGUGCAAGUGGACAGUUUGUCACAUGACACAGACUCCCUCACUCUGCAGCAAAAGAGUGAAACAAAGCAGGACGUGCGAAACGUGGUCUAAUCCUCAAACGUGAACGUGAGGUAGCACCUGAAUUCAAAGACAACACAGACAUCAUUCACCAAUUUAUUUCAUCACAUUGAUGCAAGAUGUUUUCCUUCCUGCGAUUCCCAAAAUUGUCCCCAUUAACUUUAAAGUCAGUCUGUGUCACGCUGAGUGACAUCAGCCAUCACAGUAAAUAAAGAUUUUUCAAAGAAUAAAUGUUUUUAAGAACUUGUUGUGAUGAAAUAAAAACACGUAAGAGGUUUUUUUUAAGAUUUGUUGGAAAUCAAAAACUCGAUUCUCGUCUUUAAAGGUCUUCAGAUCUUUAACUCUGCGCUCUGUAAACGCGUCUCUGGCAGCAGCGACAGCCUCAGGUCUUCCUGUCUGGUCUUCUCGAGCUUAGAUUGGCUGAAAGCAUCAGUUCUGUAGUCCCGCACACGCGUGUUAUAUGUAACCAUGCUCAUUUCCUCCUUUAACGCACACACAUGUAACCAUGUGGGCCUCACAUCAAAUCUGUACACAAACAUUUGAUUGCAGAUGUGAGUCGGUGGCCCACAGAUCAUCUGUGCUUAUCCACAGAAACCAGUGUAAACCAGUUUACCCACAGUGUAAAUAUGAAGGCAUGAGCCUGCAUGAACCUUUACAUUGAUAUUUAAUACUUGCGAAGACCAUCAGUUACUUUUACCUGAUGCAAGCGUGACAGGUUUAUUUUUGGUAAAAGAAAAACGUGUAACAAACGAGCUUUUCAGUUAUUUUUUUAAGCCUUAAUUUCAUUUAUGGCAUGCAACAUUUUUACUGUAGAAGCACAAAUUUCUCCUCAUGCUUUGAGAACUUGUACAAAAAAAGAAAUGAAUGUAUUUUGUAUUUGGUUUUUCAAACGUGUUUUAAGGGACAAAGAAUCAGUCCCACGUUGUGUAUCCACGUCAUCUUGUUUUGCAUAAUUACUGUACGAUCAUUUUAUGAAUGAAGAACUGAGAUUCUUUAAAAGGCUAAAUGCACAAAUCUGUCAUGAACUUUAUUUUGAAAAGGCAAAACUUUGACUCAUGUGUUAGUGGCAUCGUGCACUUUGAACAGCUCAGACGUUUGGAAAAUGUGCUUGUGUGACAUUAAGAGGACAGAUCGAGCUCAUGUUCAUGUAAAAAGGUGAACAGACGUUAAAUAGAAAAUCUCCUGCUGCUGUGCAAACGGUUAACACGAGUAGCCAUCAAUCAGAUCACAACAACAAAACAAAGCAGCACAUUUUCCAAACGUUGAGCUAAUCAUGUAAAAAUAUCAGGAGAACUGGUUUCUUUUCAUGACAACACUGGAGUGCACAGAGGCUUCACGUCAAACAAUUACAACAACAAUUAUGUAAGAAACCACAAAAUGCUUGAGAGGAACCGAUUCAAUAAAAGACAUU